AUGGAUGACCGAUCGACCGGGGCGUCUGGCACGCCGUCCCCUCAGCCAGACCUGCAUCGAAACCGACUCCCGACACUCUUCGAGGUUCUGAGCCGUCGGACGCUGCCCCCUGUUGACCUGUUCUCGUUCUACAUCUUUAUGAGAGACCAACAAAAAUCGGUCGAUUAUCUCGAUUUCUGGCUCGAUGUUGCUCAGCACAUGUCCCUCUGCCGCCACUAUGUUCGCGAGCUUCGAAGAUCCGUCCUCAUUGGUACGCCCGACCUCGACAAGGCCGGUUCCAAGCGGUCUUCUGCCAUCCUCGAUGGCCUCGGCGAUAUGAGCCACGCGGCCGCCGGCCCGUCGAUGUAUGCUACCGAGAAGGAGAAGAACCAGGACGCCCAGAUGUCUGCGUACCUCCGCGAAGAGGCGCACGAAUCGUCGCCUCAGAGCAGCACCGAGCCCCGCAGACCCAGCGCCGCAUUCUCUCACACGCGGGAUCUGACGACCGACUCCAACUCCCCCGCCAACGCCGUCGCGAGAAACGACAUCCGCGCGUCUGCGGAGAAGAUUCUCUACACGUUUCUGCUCCCCGGCGCCGAGCGCGAGAUCAUUCUUCCCGGCUCCAUUACCCAGGACGUCACCACCGCCAUCGAGGAGUUUGGCAGAGAUGACCCCGAGGUUUUCGACGUUGCCAAGGACUACGUCUUCCAGGCCAUGGAGCGGGACGCCUUCCCCAACUUUCUGAGGAUGAAGGCCCUGGGCAAUCUCAUCCCUACCACCCUCCAGAUCAGGAUGAUUGUUGGUCUCCUGUCAAUGUUUGGCGGGUUCUGGGCUGCUUUCAUUCUCAUUUUCCUCAAUGCCGCUCGUACCACCAGAUGCUGGGUGAUCCUCCCUUUCACCUUUGGUGUCUACUUCCUCGCUUCCUACCAAUACUCAUUGGAUCCUGUCCUUGCUCUCAUCGGCCUGAGCGAGUACACACCGUUCAACUUCUCCAGGAUUCGUGAGCCCUACGUCCGUAAGCUCCUUGCCAAGCGGGCCAUCAUGGUCCUUGCUGUCACUCUCUUGAUUGAUGCUGCACUUUGUGUGCUCUUCAUCCUUGUCCCAGGCAAGCGUCUCUGA
Colletotrichum karsti is the source of this 1098-nucleotide messenger RNA. Its product is annotated as rgs domain protein. Gene Ontology annotation, biological process: intracellular protein localization. Gene Ontology annotation, cellular component: plasma membrane. Bases 1 to 1098 code for a protein of 365 amino acids. The transcript is spliced from 3 exons. Lineage: Eukaryota; Fungi; Ascomycota; Sordariomycetes; Glomerellales; Glomerellaceae. The record is from RefSeq and is a predicted model, not a curated record.